Messenger RNA from Linum trigynum, 1257 nucleotides. The record is from the annotation of a GenBank genome assembly. NCBI's taxonomy places the organism in Eukaryota, Viridiplantae, Streptophyta, Magnoliopsida, Malpighiales, Linaceae.
AUUAACACAGAGAACAGAUCUCAACUUGCAGUACCAUUAACACAGUGAACACACGAAUCAUCUGUAAUUCUCCCCCAAGCCUUCAGUUUAUCUUUUGUCACGAUUCGGUUGAGAACAACUAAGCUAACCAAGCUAUCACUCGAUGUCGGAAUGGUAAACUACUUGCCCCAAAGGACCUGCCACCAGUUCACCACAGGCCGUCUCACUCGAACUGAAUGUCAUAUCUUCUGAAUAGAGAAGCGAUGCAUUGCCUACUCUUCCUCCAUAAUCCAUAUCCACGAACACGCUGCUGUCACUGGCACAUCCCAAACAGAUCUGCCCUUCAAUCUGUGUUUGCAAAUCCAGGCUACUCAAAAGCUCCCCCUCCUGCAUAAGCAAAAGCCAUAGGAGGCGAGCUACACAAGCAACAUUCCACGUAGUUAAUUAGAUCCUUCAAUCCCAAACCCCCUUCUUUCUUAGGGGUUGCCAAGACUUCCCAUUCCGCCAUGGCUUUUCAUGUUCCCUCUCCAAACCAAAAUAAAAUCAGAGCAAAUCUUAUGAACACUGUCUAUCACAUUUUUAGGAAGAACCAGAGGUACCAAGGUGGAACCAGAAAGUGAAAAAGUAAGCUGCCCAUAAUCUCGUUUGAUGCCUCCUUAGUCCUUACCCCCAACUAACGCAAACCAAAAUUCAAACUGGCACUGCAAUUAACGAAGGAGAAGAAAGAACCAACCUGUAGUCAAGUUCGAUCGGCAGCUGAAAAGAUGCAGGUCUUCGUGAAAACGCUGACUGGGAAGACGAUUACUCUGGAGGUGGAGAGCAGCGACACCGUGGACAAUGUGAAGUCCAAGAUUCAGGACAAGGAAGGGAUUCCGGCCGAUCAGCAGCGCCUGAUUUUCGCCGGGAAGCAGCUGGAAGACGGCAGAACUCUGUCCGAUUACAACAUUCAGAAGGAAUCGACGCUUCACUUGGUGCUGAGGCUCAGGGGAGGGACGAUGAUCAAGGUGAAGACGCUGACGGGGAAAGAGAUUGGUGUCGACGUGGACUUGAACGACACGGUUGCAGGGAUAAAGGUGAAAGUGGAGGAGGUGGAAGGAAUCCCGCCGAACCAGCAGCGGCUGAUCUUCAAAGGAAAGCAGAUGGCGGAUGACAAGACCGGGAAGGACUACAAAAUUGAAACCGGCGACGUUCUUCAUCUCGUGCUCGCACUCAGGCAGGGGCGGAGCUAGCAUUUAGUGCUGGGGGGGGCGGAUUUCAUAAUACAUUACUGCAAAAGAC